Bursaphelenchus xylophilus (pine wood nematode) is the source of this 2796-nucleotide messenger RNA. Lineage: Eukaryota; Metazoa; Nematoda; Chromadorea; Rhabditida; Aphelenchoididae. The record is from the annotation of a GenBank genome assembly.
AUGUCCGGUAUUCGCAAAAAGUUUGUAAAUGAGCCAGAGAAUGUUGUAAAUGAUUCACUUAAGGGUCUUGUCCAGUCAGACAAUCGGAUUCAGUUCCAUCCGGUGAGUAGUUAUCUCAUAUUAUAAUUGAUUGUUCUUUAGCAAAAUCCUCGAGUCGUUCUCCGAAAAGAUUAUGAAGACCUGAAGUCGAAUGGAAAGGUUACUUUAGGAUGUGGAGGAGGCUCCGGACAUGAACCUUUUGCUGCUGGUGAGUUUUUGAAUAUUUAUUCUUGUUGGUUUAGAUGGGGGUCAAGAUGGAUGAGUUUUGGUUUGUUUCCGGGAUAGAUAUUAAUGAUUGAGAUGUCGUGUUGAAAUUCAUGAAUUUCAGGUUUGGUCGGGAAGAACUCUUUGACGGCAGCCAUUGCGGGAGACGUCUUUGCCUCACCUCCUUCGUCCCAUGUCAGUGAUGCCCUCGAAGCCAUUCAGGGAAAAGCCGGGUCUUUGAUUUAUGUUAUCAAUUACACAGGGGAUCGUCUACACUUUGGAAUGGCGAUUGAGCGGUCGAAAGCCAAACUUGGACCAGAUACAAAGGCUGAUUUGGUUUACAUUGACGACGAUGUCGCCCUGGAAAACAAGCUUGGGGUGACGGUGGGUGGAAGAGGGUUGGCCGGGGCCUUGUUGGUCCUUCAAAUCGCUGGAGUUCUGGCUGAAGACAGGAAAGCAAAAUUUGAGGAAAUUAGAGACAUCAGCAGAGAUGUUAUUGCUAAUAUGGGUGAGUUCUUUCUUGUUUUUGAGGGAGUUUUUGUUGUUUAUGGGCUCCCAAAUUUUUUUGGGGGUUGUGAUGGAUUUUUGAGAGGGUUUGGAAGGAUUAAGCAUGCUGUAAUUUUGUCCUUGGGCCUUUGUUACCAAUAGGAUGAAGAAGAUACUAGGUUAUGUUCGAUUACGCUUACAAGGGAAGUACCCCAAGUGCGACACUCAGAUUUUGAUGAAACAUGGCACAAAUUUAAAAUAAUUUUUUCUAAAAUGUAUGCGAGAAUACUAGCUCGCGCUUUGCAGAAACAGCCGAGAUUUUUAGAUCGAAAGCCGGCGAAAAUUUGACACUUUUUCCGAAUUCCGGCACGAAAAGUUUCAUUUCUACCAUAGAGGAUAAUGUUUUCGCAAAAAAAAAACAAUUUUUUCCGCACAAAACUAGCAAAGUUAUGGCCAAAAAGUGUUUUUUCAAUUUUUAGUACCUUAGAACCCUUAUUUUUGAUUGUUUUUGCAGGCACCUUCGGAGUUUCCCUAUAUCCCUGCGCUCUGCCCGGAAAAGGCCUCAUGUUCGAUCUCCCAGCCGGUGAAAUGGAGCUUGGACUCGGAAUUCACGGAGAGCCUGGUGUGGAAAGGACAAAGCAGACAAGUGCCAAGGAAAUUGUGGCAACAGUCUUGGAGAAACUGACGGCGUCGAAGAGACUUCAGCUCAAAAAGACGGACAAGUUGGCUGUAUUGGUCAAUAAUCUGGGUGGGGUUAGCAAUUUGGAGUUUGGCAUUGUUCAGGGAGAGGUAGCCGCGUGGUUUGGUAAGUUUUCGAGUUUAUUUUUAUAUUAUACUUGAUAUCAAUUUUAAAAUUUUUAUUUUUUUAGCUCAAAAUGGCUACAAAAUUGGCCGUUUCCUCACCGGAACCCUGAUGACUUCUGUGGACGGUCAUGGAUUUAGCAUCACUGUUCUGAGGUUGAAGAGCGAUGACUGGGCUUCCCUUUUGGACACUCCUUCGCAUAUCUCGUCCUUGUGGAAGGCAACCACCCCUCAGGAUGAAGUUGUGAAGCCGCCACAACACAGUCAGUUUGAUGACAACACCAAGGUUGAAUUGGUGGGGGCAAAGGUCGAUGAAGGUGGGGUUAUAUUAAACUUGAAUUAUAUUACACUUGACCAAGGUGGUCUUUUAUGUUAUUAUGAUGAUUUCUUUAAUUUCAGCGACUUCCAAGGCCAUUGAAAAGUCGCUGAGGAAAGCGUGUGAAGAACUGAUCAAGAACGAAGACCUGCUGAACCAGUUGGACUCAACUUGUGGUGAUGGGGAUUGCGGAAAUGCCCUCAAGUCGGCUUCCAAAGGUAAGAUUAGGAUCUGGGACUUGAGGUUUGGAUUUUUUAUGGAUCAAUCUGCCUAUGAAAAGUUAAAUGCUCAUAUUAUUUACAGCGAUUCUCGAAGCCGCGGACCAGAAACGUCUCGCUUUCCAAAACCCCAAAUCCCUUUGCCUCCAACUGUCGAAACUCUGCGAACACUCGGUCGGCGGAACAUCGGGAGCCCUCUACGCCCUCUUCUUUGGAGCUGGAUCCAGAGCAUUCGAGUCGACCUUUGAUUCCAAGUCUCUUCGCGAGGCCAUCAAGCAAGGACUUGAAGCAAUUUCGUAUUAUGGACAUGCCAAACCAGGACACAGGACUCUCGUGGAUCCAUUGAGUGCCGCUGCGGAGGCCGCUGAGAACGCAUCUUGGCCUGAUUUGAUCUCGGUAAGUUUGUUGGACAUGUUUUUUGGAAUUGAACUUGAUUUUGGUUACGUUUGAUGUUAUAUUAGGUUUUUUUUGAAGUUUCAUCUCUUUUCGGUUCGUUUUUGUGUUUUUAGAGUGAUGUGGAGACAUGAUUGAUGUAAUAUAUUUAGUUGUGGUAUUUUUGAGACCUUCAAUUUUUGCUUUCAGACUGUUGAGAAAGCCGCCGAGGCCACGGCCACCAUGGAAGCCAAGAGUGGAAGGGCGUCGUAUACCAACAAGGACCAGCAGAAGCAACCCGAUCCCGGAGCAAAGGCUGUCGCCCUGUGGUUCAGAGCUGCCUUUGACGCCACCCAAUAG